This is a messenger RNA of Saccharomyces cerevisiae S288C, 618 nucleotides long. RefSeq names its product H/ACA snoRNP pseudouridylase subunit GAR1 (gene GAR1). Gene Ontology annotation, cellular component: nucleolus. Gene Ontology annotation, biological process: ribosome biogenesis; pseudouridine synthesis. NCBI's taxonomy places the organism in Eukaryota, Fungi, Ascomycota, Saccharomycetes, Saccharomycetales, Saccharomycetaceae. The record is from RefSeq and is marked reviewed. The coding region runs from base 1 to 618 and encodes 205 amino acids. The transcript has a single exon.
AUGAGUUUCAGAGGAGGUAAUAGAGGUGGCCGUGGCGGCUUCCGUGGCGGCUUUCGUGGUGGACGUACAGGCAGUGCUAGAUCAUUUCAACAAGGACCACCAGACACUGUUCUAGAAAUGGGAGCUUUUCUACAUCCAUGUGAGGGUGAUAUUGUUUGCCGUUCUAUCAACACUAAGAUUCCAUAUUUCAAUGCGCCAAUAUAUUUGGAAAACAAGACUCAAGUCGGUAAAGUUGACGAAAUAUUGGGUCCAUUAAACGAAGUAUUUUUCACUAUCAAGUGUGGUGACGGUGUCCAAGCAACCAGUUUUAAAGAAGGUGAUAAAUUCUACAUUGCCGCUGACAAACUAUUGCCUAUUGAAAGAUUUUUACCUAAGCCUAAGGUGGUAGGCCCACCAAAACCAAAAAACAAGAAGAAGAGAAGUGGUGCCCCAGGUGGCCGUGGUGGUGCUUCAAUGGGUCGCGGUGGUAGCAGAGGAGGUUUCAGAGGAGGCCGUGGUGGUAGUUCUUUCAGAGGAGGCCGUGGUGGCAGUUCUUUCAGAGGUGGAUCUCGUGGCGGAUCAUUUAGAGGAGGAUCUCGUGGCGGAUCUCGUGGUGGUUUCAGAGGAGGUAGAAGAUAA